This is a messenger RNA of Microthlaspi erraticum, 927 nucleotides long. The record is from the annotation of a GenBank genome assembly. NCBI's taxonomy places the organism in Eukaryota, Viridiplantae, Streptophyta, Magnoliopsida, Brassicales, Brassicaceae.
AUGGUAAAUGAAAAUUUUGAUGCAGAGAAAGAGGAUCUGAGAGUCUUCAGCUACAAGGAACUGAAGAAAGCAACAAAGAAUUUCAGACGAGACAUGGUCAUAGUUCGCUUCGAUUGUUCUGUUCGGACAUUCUCCAAGUGCUACAUUGACGAGACCACUUUUUCUCUAUCAAGAACUGUAACCCGAAUCCCUGUUUCUGUCCUGGAAAGUCAUAGCUUGCUGUACACUCCACAAGAUUUUGAGGAACAAGUGAAGUCCUUAGGACAGAUUUCUCAUCCCAAUUUGGUUAAAAUUUUGGGAUACUGUUGUAAAGAUGACAAAUCACACUUCUUGGUUUUAGAUUACUUACACAAAGGAAGUUUGGACAGUCACCUUUACGGAAAAGAAGACGCAUUGCCAUGGGAGAUACGGGUUAAGAUCGCAAUCGGAAUAGCUAUUGGUCUUGUGUUUCUCCACUCUAUCAAGAACAUCCCGCUACAUCAAGAAUUCAGAAUGCAUAAUAUUAUUCUUGACGAGCAAUACAAUGCAAAAUUGUUGUAUCUUAAAUCAAACGAACAAUGUUUGGAAAAUCCACAAUUCAAAUCAGAAGUUAUGUACGUCUCUCCUGAAUAUUGUCUCAACGAAACUAAGACCGAUGUUUUCACAUUUGGUGUGAUCUUGCUUGAGCUUUUAACUGGUUCCAAAGACACAGUAAGAAAUGAGAGAGGCAAAAACAGAUGUUUCGAGACAGCUUUCUUGCCCCAUGAUCCCAAGAUUGGGGAAAUAAUCGAUCCACGACUUGGGAGCGAUUAUCAUGUGAAUGCUGGGACAGAGAUGGUCACACUCAUCAGAAGAUGCACCAAGUGGGAGUUGAAUGCACGACCAUCGAUGGAACAAGUCUUGGAUACUCUAAACUACAUUGCAGAGAUUAAGGAUGAAUGUGUGUAG